This is a messenger RNA of Lepisosteus oculatus (spotted gar), 3313 nucleotides long. Its product is annotated as neurofilament medium. Gene Ontology annotation, cellular component: axon; cytoplasm; intermediate filament. The record is from RefSeq and is a predicted model, not a curated record. Gene Ontology annotation, biological process: neurofilament bundle assembly. Gene Ontology annotation, molecular function: structural constituent of cytoskeleton. Lineage: Eukaryota; Metazoa; Chordata; Actinopteri; Semionotiformes; Lepisosteidae.
AAAGGGCACGGCGGCAGAGCAGACGGUGCUGUGGCAGCCGCACACAUUCACAAUCACACACACUACCCUUCAUCCCACACACCUCUUCCCGGUCUUCCAGGAUGAGUUAUACGCUGGAAACGAUAGGGAGCCCCUCUUAUAGGAGGGUUAUGGACACCAGGACUACCUACAGCCGCACCAGCGCCUCCCCAUCCAGCGGCUACCGAUCCCAGUCCUGGUCCAGGGCGAGCCCGGGCACCUCGCUUACCGCCUCCUACAAGCGGACCUCCAACCUGGCCGUUCCCAGGGCAUACAGCUCCACGGUCCUCAGCUCUUCCGACAGCCUCGACUUCAGCCAGUCCUCCGUGCUCAAUGGGGACUACAAGCGCUCCAACGAGAAGGAGCAGCUGCAGGGGCUCAACGACCGCUUCGCCGGCUACAUCGACAAAGUGCACUUCUUGGAGCAGCAGAACAAGGAGAUUGAGGCCGAGAUCCAGGCGCUGCGGCAGAAACAGGUGACCCACUCCCAGCUCGGCGAUGCCUACGACCAGGAACUGCGGGAGCUGCGCUCCACGCUGGAGCAGAUCAACCACGAGAAGGCGCAGAUCCAGCUAGACACGGACCACAUCGAGGAAGACCUGCAGAGGAUGAAGGAGAGGUACGACGAGGAAGCCCGCAUCCGGGACGAGACGGAAGGCGCUAUCCGGGCGUUGAAGAAGGACAUCGAGGACUCUUCGCUGGUCAAGGUGGAGCUGGACAAAAAGGUCCAGUCGCUGCAGGACGAGGUGGCUUUCUUGCGCAAUAACCACGAGGAAGAGGUGGGCGACCUUCUCGCUCAGGUGCAGGCGUCGCAGGUCACGGUGGAGAGGAAAGACUACCAGAAGACCGACAUCACGGCCGCGCUCCGGGAGAUCCGCCAGCAGCUGGAGGGCCACUCGUCCAAGAACCUGCAGCAGGCGGAGGACUGGUUCAAGUGCCGCUACGCGAAACUCACCGAGGCGGCGGAACAGAACAAAGAUGCCAUCAAGUCAGCCCGGGAGGAAAUCGCCGAGUACAGGCGCCAGCUGCAGUCCAAGAGCAUCGAGCUGGAGUCGGUGAGGGGCACCAAGGAGUCGCUGGAGAGGCAGCUCAACGACAUCGAGGAGCGCCACAACAACGACCUGACCAGUUAUCAGGAGACAAUCCAUCAGCUGGAUAACGAGCUGAAGGGGACGAAGUGGGAGAUGGCCCGUCACCUGAGGGAAUACCAAGACCUCCUCAACGUCAAGAUGGCCCUGGACAUCGAGAUUGCAGCAUACAGGAAGCUCCUGGAAGGGGAAGAGACACGGUUCAGCUCAUUCUCAGGCAGCAUCACUGGCCCCUCAUUCCCAUACCGCCAGCCUGUUGCCCCAGCCAAGGCCCCCAAGGCCAAAGCAGAGCCCCCCAAGCUGAAGGUGCAGCAUAAGUUCGUGGAGGAAAUCAUUGAGGAGACCAAGGUGGAAGACGAGAAGGCUGAAAUGGACGAUGCCCUAGCCGCCGUGGCCGAAGAGCUGGCGGCUGACCUGGGGGAGGCAGAGGAAGCAGAGGAGGCAGCUGCUGAGGAGGAGGAAGAGGAGGAGGUGAAGGAGGAGGGAGAGGCGGAGGGUGAGGCCGCGGAGGAAGAGGUGGUGGCCGCCAGCAAGGCCGAAGUGAGUGCAGCCGCUCCUGAGGAGGAAGAGGCUGAGGAGGAAGGAGAGGAGAAGGAGGGAGAGGAGGCUGAGGAAGGGGAGGCUGAGGAGGGCAAAGAAGCUGAGGAGGAGGGAGAGGAGGCAGAGGCAAAGGAGGGAGAGGAAGAGGAGGGAGAAGCUGAGGCGGAGGAGGAGAAGGAGGCCGAGGCAGCAGAGGGAGAAGAGGCAGAACAGGCCGAGGAAGGAGCUGAGAGCCCCCAGGCUUCAAAACCAGAGCCCGAGAAAGAGGAAGAGGCAGAGGAAGAGAAAAAGGAAAGCGCAGGCGAGGAGGAGGAGGGAGAAGCAGACGAGGCCCAGAAGGAAGAAGAGAAAGAGGAAGCAGCAGCCAAGGAUGAGAAAGUGUCUAAGGAGGAAGAGGAGGAGGCUGGCGACAAGGCAGAGGAAAAGCAGGAGGAAGGAGGAGAGGGGGAGGAAGAGGAGGAGAAAGAGGAGGCCCAAGCCGAAGAGGCAGUGUCCAAGACUGACGCCGCAAAGACAGGUGCCGAGAAAGAGGAAGAGAAGGGGGAGCCCGAGGGCGAAGGAGAAGAGGUGGGGACGGAGGAUACUGCUGUGAACGGAGACGUGGAGCAGAAAGGAGACGAGAAGGAGGAAGAGGAGAAGGAGAGCAAGGAGGUGAUCACCAACGGUGUGGAGGAGAGCCCCACCAAGGAUGAGCCUAGCCAGAAGGUGGUGAUCACCAAGACGGUGGAAACCAUCACCACAGGGGAGGACGGCGCCAAGCACAUCACCAAAUCCGUCACGGUCACCCAGACAGUGGAGGAAGUGGAGGAGGUGCUGCAGGAGAAGCUCGUGUCCACCAAGAAGGUGGAGAAGGUCACCUCCCAGUCGGUGAAGGAGGUGACGGAAACCGAGUGAAGCCGACGACAAGACACCCACCUGAUCUUUCAAACUGAAGGAGGCAAGUCCUGACGACUUGUUUUCACACAACUAAAAACCGAUGAAACAAUGGAGAUUCACUGCAAAAUAGAAAUUAUAAUACUGUAAAAAUAAAAAGCAUAGAGAAAGCCAUAUGAUACGACAGCUAUUAAAACUGCAUGUGAGUGAGCUUUAAAUGAGCUUUUCGGCAGGUUCUCUUGUAUGGGUGGGAGGGAGGGGGGAGGGAGGGCUGACCGGCUCUAAUUCAUUUUCGUGCAAUCGACGGGAGGGGGUGGGCGACUGCAUGCGUGCACACAGAAGUACGCCCUCUACAGAGCGGGGGAAGGAGCCACUUCACCUAUUAAUAUACAUACAGUAACCUACGGAGUGCAUGAGGGAAACAGAAUCGCGUCUGGAAAAGAAAAAAAAAAACAGGGAAUUAUUAUCGGGGGGGGGCAGUGGAGGAGCGUUUAAAGAAGUAUUAUGCAAAGAUUCAACUGAGCCAAAAAAAUAAUAAUACACAGAAACUACAAAAUGAAAAUUACACUAAUAACGAUAUAAAACAAAAACUUCUAGCCUUAAAAUGCUAUAUGUCGAUGUUUAUUAUGUUUACCUCGAGAGUGCAAUUACAAACUAUAUAAUUAUACACGUGCAUCAGAUGGACUUUUGUUCAAGAACCAACAUGUUUGGGGGUGCAUUGACGUGCCUCCUGUCGCUGACUCAUGUAAAACUUUUCAGCAGCAACUGCUCAAUAAAGGUCAUACUGAAAUCUU